AUGGACCCGGGAGCUAAGAAUAAGCCAAGGUCAAGUCUGACCUCGAAUCGUCUUCGCGAAGGGGCCGGCAAGUUACUACGCCCAGGCUGGGCCCGGGUAUGGACAGCGGAGUUACCUCCUCUAUGGCCGCCGGGCACUGGAAAGUCCACUUUCGUAGCCGCCAUGGCUAAAUUCCUCUCCUACGACAUCUACGACCUCGACCUCUCCAAAAUUUCGGAGAAAACCGAUCUCAAGUCUCUCCUCCUUCAAACAAGCCCAAAAUCAUUGAUUUUGGUGGAAGACCUGGAUCGUUACUUGAGCAAGGAAAACAAGGAGGAAGUGAGUUCCAUGAUGAAUUUCAUGGAUGGAGUAUUCUCCUGCUGUGGCGAGGAGACGGUGAUGGUGUUCACGAUGAGCGGACCUAAGGAGGCGAUCGACCAAGCAUUGCUACGUCCAGGGAGGCUUGACGUUCACAUACACUUCCCCCUUUGCGAUUUCUCGGCGUUCAAGAGUCUCGCGAGCAGCUAUUUGGGACUGAAAGAUCACAAGCUGUAUCCGCAGGUGGAGGAGGAAUUUCAGUUCGGAGCGAAAUUGAGCCCUGCGGAGGUCGGGGAGAUUAUGAUAGCAAACAGGGGAUCGCCAAGCAGAGCGCUGAAGACGGUGAUUAGCGCGUUGCAGGAGUCUAAUGGAGGAGGAGGAGGAGGGAGGAGGGCGAUGAGUGAGAGCGGGUCGGUGAAUGGGCGGCGGGCAGAGGAAUUAGGAGAAGGGUGUGGAGUCGGAGGGGGAUUGGGGUUUGGAAAAGAUGUUACUGUUAGAGAAUUCAAGAAACUGUAUGGAUUGAUUAGGAGAAGUGGGAGCAAGAGACGAAGGGGACUAUGUCGAGUUGAAAUGGCCGCAAGCCCUGGGCGGUGGCUGCUGCGGCCGCUGGCAGGACACAGCCAGGUAAUUUUCUCAAAUCUUUUCCCUGUAACACAUGAUUCUGCUUUACUCGAGUACUGA
Asparagus officinalis (garden asparagus) is the source of this 978-nucleotide messenger RNA. Its product is annotated as AAA-ATPase At2g46620-like. The transcript has 2 exons. Lineage: Eukaryota; Viridiplantae; Streptophyta; Magnoliopsida; Asparagales; Asparagaceae. The record is from RefSeq and is a predicted model, not a curated record. Gene Ontology annotation, molecular function: ATP hydrolysis activity; ATP binding. Bases 1 to 978 code for a protein of 325 amino acids.